Syzygium oleosum is the source of this 1353-nucleotide messenger RNA. RefSeq names its product folate-binding protein 1. NCBI's taxonomy places the organism in Eukaryota, Viridiplantae, Streptophyta, Magnoliopsida, Myrtales, Myrtaceae. The coding region runs from base 70 to 945 and encodes 291 amino acids. The record is from RefSeq and is a predicted model, not a curated record. The transcript is spliced from 5 exons.
CCCACUUCUUCUUCUUCUUCUACCUCUCGACUCCUGCAGAUUCUCCAUCCAUCCGUCCAUCCGGAAGCGAUGAGAAUCUUGGAUUCGUCCGCGAUCACGAAGCUCGUGCUCUCGAUCAGUCUGCUCUUCCUCUCCUCCUCCGAUGCGGCGAGGCCCGACGGGGUUUGCGUUUCGAAAGGUGGCCGUUUCCCGCCCUUCGCGUCGGAAGGGAAGCCUCCGGGGAAGGUCGGCAGAGGGUCCAAGGGCUUGACCCUUUGCCGCGUUUUCCGGAAGAAGACGUGCUGCGACGUGUCUCAGACGCAUCCCGCUAUGAUAGCGACUAGGAGGCUCUCUUUGAAGGGAGAGGCGAGCGAGGAGUGCGCGCAGCUGUGGGAGCUGCUGGAAUGUUCCAUCUGCGAUCCGAGUGUCGGUGUGCAGCCCGGACCUCCUCUUAUAUGUGCCUCUCUUUGUGACAGAAUCUUUGAGGCUUGCUCUAAUGCUUACUUCUCCAUGGAUCCAAUGACACAUGUUCUAGCACCAUGUGGAGUGAAUGAGGUGAUAUGUGCUAGAGCUUCUGAAUGUGUCUCCAAUGGCACUGAGCUGUGCCUUGCUGCUGGUUUUUCUGUGAAAUUGGAUGAUGACAGACAUGUUGGCUCUGAAGAAGCACCUUGUUAUGGCGGUCAAGCUAGUUUAGACUCAAUUUCUAGUUCAUGGAAGACUGCAAAUUCUGAGAUGCCUCAAGAAUCUGAUGAUCACCAGCGGCUGCGGGGAAUGCCAUUCAGUAAAACAGUAUUUUGGGCAGUGGGAGGGAUGGUCUUGACUGGAGGACUGCUGUUUAUAAGCAGGAGUAGGAGCAAGAGCCACUACCAGAAAAUUGCUGCUAUUCAGCGUGCUGCAAGGAGACUGGAAGCUCAGACGAGCCAGAAAUCUUUCAAUUCACGUAGUAAGAAGGGGAAGGGAACAUGAAUCUCCACUAUCUGCUUCUUUUACAGGUAAACCUAUCUGCAAUUGUAAUUACUAAAAGAACACUGCCAUCCUUCAGCGAGCUGUUUUUGUGAUUCCGAAGCAGCAAUUGAUGCUGGUUCUGGCCGAAAUCGAGACCAAGCAUGGAUCACUCGGCAUACGUUCAGCUUUUUGGCAGGAAGAAAUGAGGAAAACAUGCCUUCUUCAUUUGUCGAGAAGAGGGAUUUUUGGCUGUAACCUGUCUUGUCAUCUUACACUUUUCUAACGUUGCAGAAACAUGGUUCUGUCUUGCUUUUGGGAGAUGGAAAUGUAGGAGUAGAAGGAUUUACGUACACACAGCCCAUUGGUGUCUACACAACACUGUUCAAUUUGAUGCAUCAAUGUGAAUUCAGAAGGUUAUCGGUUUAUGUC